Molecule: messenger RNA, 3435 nt
Organism: Petromyzon marinus (sea lamprey)
Lineage: Eukaryota; Metazoa; Chordata; Hyperoartia; Petromyzontiformes; Petromyzontidae
Source: RefSeq, a predicted model, not a curated record
CCAUUCAAUUUACACAAGAUACAAUUAUACUCUGCUCAAAUGUUUUCGUAAAUAUUACAGCUUCCGUCCUAGGAUGGGCAAACAAGCUAGUGCUAUAUGUUGAUGUUGCAUUCACGUCUUACUACCUUUUGUUUUUAAAUACACUACAUGACUUAAGACGAGUUCUAAACAUGUAUCUGCAUAUACACUUGUCUUCAGGAGAAUAUUUUAAUUUGAAUGCAUUCUCAAGUUAAACAAAGGGGAUUGUCGCUGCUGAGUGGACUGGCAGGACCUGGCAGGACCUACACUGGCCAAACUGAAAGACUUGAGUGAUUACUUAGAUCAGACACCGCAAGUUAAAAAUUAUAACCAAAUUUUGCUAUUAUGAACCAGUACUCGUACAAUUUCACAUAUGGGGCAUCUAAAUCGGCUUUGGAAAAAGUAUAAACUACAAAGCACACAUUAAGGUUUGAUCCCAUAUGCCGGAAGUCCUGAAUAAAUAUUUACUGAGCUGCUGACAGCAUCUGGUCUCCAGUUCCGCGGUACAAAAGAAAGCUGCUUUGUAUACGGAGAAGCACAUAGCAACGAGGACAGGCGCGCAGGCCAGGAAAGACAACGAACGUAUUUUCAUAGAGAACAUCAACAGUGGUUGGUUUGGAGCAGCACCAUGGAACACAUUGAUUCCGAAGUCUCGAGUGGAGAAAAAGGUGAAGUAACUGAUGGACAAGAAAAAUACACAUUUGUACAAGUUCCGGAAGAACAUCUAACGGGGUCUUUACAGACCAUUCAUAACAACGCGGAGGGGUGUGAAGUGCUGCAGGGCAUGGGGAAGGAACGCACGACCGACCAUGAUGAUUCUGACAGUGGAGAGAUUUCAGAUUGUGAGAAUAAAAACACCAGGGGCGAAUUUCGAUUGGACAGAAGUCAUGGCAUUCAAUCGAAGUUAAGCCAUGAAAGCCCUAAUGCAGAAAACGAUACCGACUUGAUAAACAGGACAAGCUCCACAGACGAAAGCCACAAGGAAAGGGACAUGUGUCAUGAAGGCAGCACGCAGUUUAGAGAACGUUCUGAAGAACAACAAGAAGACAACGUGUAUGAGCAGGACAUCCACUCUGUCAUAGAAUGCAUGGAUGAGUUAUACAUGCAAGAGUCAGACUUUGAGGAAAACGAUGAGAUUUCAGAUAAUCGUGACACUAAUAAAACAGGUCUCGAUGCAAACAGCACGGACAUCCAGCCACGCGAGAUGAGUGAGCAAAUUGAAGAACGCGCACGUGUGAAACACGGCAGUGAAGCUGAAGGAAAUGGUCAAAGCACGGGCAAAUCUCAGGAAAAUACAAUGAAGCACAAUGACAAAAAAAGUGAAAUUAUGUUUCAGGCGCACCAGGCCAGUCUCAAAGUUGUGCCUGGUAUAUGCAGUGAAGACGCUCGUGUUAGUCACUCGGAUCCCGAUGAAAAUAAGAUCCCAUUUUAUAGUUCAGUCAUGCUUGCGAAUGAGCAGGUUGGCUCCUUACCUUGUGACCUACAAGAUAAUGAACUCUGUAAGUACACUACAAAAGAAUACAUCGCACAAACAGAAAAUAAGGAGACUAACGGAUACGUGACAAAAAGUUUGCUGGUGACGGGCUGGGAUGGUGAGCCGGAGGUAGCCUGCCUUAUCCGUGGCCCCCAACACCUCCUGGAGGAUCUGGGAGUCUCGUGUUAUCUCAGUGAUCGUUACCAGCAUCAUCAGCAGCAGAGUGAGGAUGACUAUCAAGAGCUGCUCAGCCACGUGCUGUGCCUGCAGCCAAAGGGGCAGCGCCUGUCCCAAGCCGUCACCGUCUGCGUGCCCUACACCGUGCGCGGGCCCCGCAGCCUGGCCGGCGAGGUCGUGGGCAAGAUCUGGCGCGGUGGUGCACAGUGGGAGGUCAUCCUACCCAAAGCUCUGGACUGCGUCUAUCCGGACAGCGAGGAUGACGUGUUUGCCGAGUUUUCGCUGCACGAGCUACCGACCAUAGCCGUGGUGCUGCGUCUCACCAAUGAGCACCUUCUGGUGGACAAGGAGGGAGGAUCCUUCAAAUCGAGCGUCGAUCCUCGCAUCCUCCUCAACGUCCCAAAGGACUUCACCAAAUCAUCCGUGCAGCUGUCACUGCAGGUGCAGCCGGUCCCAGUGGCGGUGGUCGCGAGCUUGCAAACCGCCCGGGACCCCGCCGAUGCCGACGCGUGUUUAAUUGCCACAAGCCCCAUCGUGAGCCUCGGCGGCGCUGCUAGAUUUAUGCGGCCGCUGGUUUUGGUGUUGCCGUGCCCCCGGUUCGCUGUCGGGGUGAGGGCCAGGACAGUGCCUACUGUGUCGAGUCACGUGGGAAGAAGCGUGACAACUCGACACAUCAGGAAACAGGAUGACGAGGUCCUUCGCCUGGUGGCCCAGCCCACAGUGGGAGGACACUGGACUGAGCUCAGCGACGUGGGGAUAUUGAGCAGGAAGAGUGACUCUGUGCAGGUCGAGCUUCACCGGCCAGUGAGGAGGCUGCUGCUGCUCAGGCUGGCGGCCCGGAGCCGCGGGGUUGCAAUGGCGGGAGCCGUUAUAGAGGCCGUGCGGUCGCGCCAGGCGGUCGUGCUGGCACAGCGGCACGGGGCGGACGCAGGCCGGCUGGCUGUGGUGUGCUGUGCACUGAGUGGACUGGAGGAGGCUGAAGAGGCCCUGCAGAAGGCUGGCUUCAGUGGUCCUCCCGGGCCCAGCCAUCCCUUCCCGGCGCACGAAGGACAGGAGUUGUAUCUCCACUUCACGAGCACCGGAAAUAUCAUGGCUAUCAGGACUGGCGUGAGCACUCGAAUGGCGCUGGGCGAGGUCGCGGUUCCCGAGGGCGAGCAGAGGCUCACGUUCCACGCUCACCGUCACUCUCGGCUGCAGCUGCGUCUGCGUGAGCGGGACCCCUUCGCGAACCGCGGACAUCAGAAUUACCGAGGCGCGCUGCAUGUGAUGAGCACGCCCGCCAGCAGGGGGCGAGGGGACCUGCAGCUCUGCUCGCUGGCACUCACCCUCCCAAAGGCGAGCACACGGAGCGGUGCGCACCGGCCGCACUCGCGAAUGUCAAAAAAAAUCCCAGGGCUUAAUUCCAAAGUGUGUCGUCUCAUUUACACCGAUCAGUAGCAGUUACAUACACAAUAAAUGCACAGAUAUAUGCUAUGCCUUCAUCUUUGUGUGCCAAAAAUACCAUCUAAAAAUCUUGUCUUCAGCCAUAAUAAAAAAUAUAUUAUUUAUAGGUAAACUUUAUACAGGCAGUCCUUGGGUUUAUAUAUAAGGGUUAGGUUUUCGAGAACGAUCCGUAACCGGAAUUUUCCGUAUGUCAGAAACUGAACAAUUUCCAGCCCCAAAUCAAGAUAAAUCCCAUAGUCGGGAAUAGUUGUGCCUCAAACUUGAUUUGACGCUUUCGUGACUGUAGGAAUUACUCUUUGGUUUUUUCGGUAAAGUCACGUAGA